Messenger RNA from Moneuplotes crassus, 994 nucleotides. Lineage: Eukaryota; Ciliophora; Spirotrichea; Euplotida; Euplotidae. The record is from the annotation of a GenBank genome assembly.
AUGUUCUUAAACAAUCAAAACUACGACGCUGAUGAAUUCACAGGGAUUUUCAGCGAGCAACUCGUUGACCCUUUUCAAGAGCAAAUUAUUGCAAGAUCACCUAUAUCUUACGAAGAGGAAGACAAGAACUCCUUGUUGGUUGAAGACCACUAUGAGCUGACUUAUGAUGAAAUGAAGCAAAUAAAUUCAUUUAUGGGCUGCUAUCAGGAUAAUGCCUUUGUUAAGAGUGAUAGUGCAAAGCAGAAACUUGGAUAUUUCUUAGACGAUAAUGCACCUGAAAUUCCAUAUGACUUGCUGUCUAACCUUCCACUUCCAAACACCGAAGAUAAUACUUUCGGGGUUGAUGCAACUGCACAAGCUGCUAGGCAUUGUAAUUCAUCAGUGCAGAACCCAGCAACCCACACUAACCAGAGAAACAAGUGCUCUGCUCCAAAAUAUGGUGAUAGAAGAGAUGUUAUUUAUAAGAAUCUCCUCAGAGCAGUCAGGACUAUUCUUUGUGAACAAUUCAGAGAGUUAUCUACUGGAGCUCACUUUUCCAGAAAAACCACCGGCUGUGUGGUGUUUAAGAUGAAAAUUGAACAAUUCUUGGAAAAAGAUAAAAAAUUCAAACAAUUUGUUCCUGAGGUAUUUGGAGAAGGGCCAAACGGUAUGCAGUACUUUACAGAAGUAUUAUCUAUCUUUUUGGAAGAAUCUUGGUAUUAUCCUAACAAAAGGAAGGAGAUGAAAGAAGCUACUAAGAUUCUUAAGAAAUGAACUAAAUCAUUUACGAUUGGCUGCUAUACAAAGUUAUUCAAAUUUAGAGGGAUCCAAUUAUUCUUCAACCUCCUCUUGAAAUCAGGUUUCAUUCAAGAAAUCAUUAACCAAAGAGAUAAUAUGCAGAAAUGUCCUGACAGAUAUAUUGAAGGGGUCGAGUCUAUUAUAAACUUCUCGCAUCACCCAUUUCUGAUGAAAUAACUCAUUAUUACUACCUAAUUUAAUCGUGCAUUUUAAUAAA